Messenger RNA from Spirodela intermedia, 2490 nucleotides. The record is from the annotation of a GenBank genome assembly. NCBI's taxonomy places the organism in Eukaryota, Viridiplantae, Streptophyta, Magnoliopsida, Alismatales, Araceae.
AUGGAGAAGCAGCAGAGCUUCCGUCUGAUGGAGAAGCAGAAGAGCUUCCGGCCGAGGAUGGUGAUGGAGUCACAACGGAGUUUCCGGGUGAGAGCCAUGAGAGGGCAACGGAGCUUCCAGGACAAGAGCAAAGGGAAGGACGGCGUGGGAAAACGCGGGGACUCCUCUCUCCAUCUCGCUUCCAGGGCCGGGAACCUGCUCCAAGUCCAGCAGAUCCUCUCACAGAGCGAUAGAGACCAUUUGAAGGGCCUGGUCUCUGCUCAGAACUGCGACGGAGAGACGCCAUUGUAUGUUGCAGCCGAGAAUGGCCACUCCCAGAUCGUUCAUGAGAUCUUGGGCCUCUCUGAUGUUCACUCUGCGGCUCUCAAGGCUUGUAAUGGCUUCGACUCAUUUCAUAUCGCCGCUAAACAGGGCCAUGUAGGUAAGUCUCACAUCCCAUCAGCAUCACCAUCAUCAUCAUCAUCAUCAUCAUCAUCAUCAUCAUCAUCAUCAUAUUAUUAGUGUUAUUAAUGCAAUUAUUGUUAUUGUUCUUCGAGCCACUUUAUCAUCACCACUUAGAAAUAAAUGGGUUUCUUUUUUAGGACAGAAAAACGGUACCUUAGAAGGUUUUUUUCAUUCUCCUGAUGAGAUCCAAGAGCUUCACUCUCAUCCGGUGUGGACGAGUUUGACUACCCUUUUCGUCAAGAACUACUAUUUAUAAUCUCAACUGCACUGAAGAGACGAGAAAUCGGAUCUUGCUGGUCCGUUCUGACUGAGAAAAUCCAGGAAGACAACCAAUCAGGCUAUCCUCUUAUAAUCUAGGAUUCUCUGUUGGAUAGAAAUCUUAUGAUUUGGAUAGAGUAAUUGUACAGAGGAGAGAGAAAAGGUGUGGUUGACUUGAGCUGGUUAUGGCCAUAUCCUAAAAUCUCUGAUAAAAAACGCUUCUGAGCUUUGACUCACUUCUAAUCUCUGAUGAAAGUUUCAUAAUUUGGAUGAAGCAGACAUGAGUUUAAGGUUUAGGGUUAGAGUUUAGGGUUCUGGAUUAUGUCAUACUCUUCUUCAUCUCAACUCGUUUGCUUCUUUAAUUUUACAGGUGUGUUGAAAAUGCUGCUAUCAUUCUCCUCUGAGCUAGCUAUGACUGUGGGCCCGUCAAAUGUGACACCUCUGUACAGUGCCGCGGCCCAAGGCCACUCAGACGUGGUCAACCUUCUGCUGGAAUCCAAUGCUAGCCUGGCGAAGAUUGCUCGGAACAAUGGAAAGACCGCCCUCCACGCCGCGGCUCGAAACGGCCACGUGGACAUUGUCACGUCGCUAUUAAGGAGCGACCCCCACAUUAGCCUGGAGGUUGACAAGAAGGGGCAGACGGCAUUCCACGUGGCGGUGAAAGGGCAGAAUGUGGCGAUGAUCGUGGAGCUGCUGAAGGCCGACCCUUCAGUCGUCAAUGUGAAGGACUUAAAGGGUAACACGCCCCUGCACAUUGCAGCCAGGAAGGCGCAUCCUCUGGUAAGCCCAUUCUUCUUCUUCUUCUUCUUUCCUCAUGGAAAUAGGGAAAUUUCUGUGAUAAUUAAUAUUUCCUCUUAACUCCGGAGUGAUGAUUCUACAAAACCAAGGUUUUUCUUGCUGUUCUCCUCUGACUAAAUCUGCUUCACUCGAUUGCAGAUUGUCAAAACUCUGACGGAAGUGGAGGGCGUUGAGGUCAACGCCUUCAACAGGGCCAGGGAGACCCCGCUCGACAUCUUGGAGAAGAACAGCAACGAAGAGCUCGCCAGCGUCCUCCGCGACGCCGGCGGCGCUGCGGCGCGAGACCUCGCCGUUCCGCCGAGCCCCGCGAAGCAGCUGAAGCAGACCGUCAGCGACAUAAAACACGACGUCCAGUCCCAGCUGCAGCAGACCCGCAAGACCGGCAUCCGCGUUCAGAAGAUCAAGAAAAGAUUGAAGAAGCUCCACGUUGAGGGCCUCAACAAUGCGAUCAACUCCAACACGAUCGUCGCCGUCCUCAUCGCCACCGUCGCGUUCGCCGCCAUCUUCACCGUCCCCGGCGAGUACGUGGAGAAGGAGACCAGCGGCCACUCCCUCGGGGAGGCCUUUAUAGCCAACAAAUCCGAGUUCAUCAUCUUCUUCGUGGCAGACUCGCUGGCCCUCUUCAUCUCCCUGGCCGUGGUCGUCGUCCAGACCUCCAUCAUCGUCACCGAGCAGAGGGCGAAGAAGCACAUGGUCUCCAUCAUCAACAAGCUCAUGUGGCUCGCCUGCCUCUUCAUCUCCGUGGCCUUCGUCUCCCUCACCUACGUCGUGGUCGGCCGCCGGAGCUCCUGGCUGGCCUGGCUGACCACCGCCAUGGGUGCCACCAUCAUGCUCACCACCAUCGGCUCCAUGUGCUACUGCAUCAUUCGCCACCGGGUGGAGCAGAAGAACCUCAGGAAUCUGCGCAGAAGCUCCGUCAGCCAAUCUCGCACCUGGUCUGCGGCGGUGGAGUCGGAUUCCGAGCUCCACAAGAGAAUCUACGCACUGUGA